Canariomyces notabilis is the source of this 3105-nucleotide messenger RNA. RefSeq lists its product as uncharacterized. Gene Ontology annotation, molecular function: ubiquitin protein ligase binding; protein-macromolecule adaptor activity. The transcript is spliced from 2 exons. Gene Ontology annotation, cellular component: cytoplasm; cytosol. Gene Ontology annotation, biological process: ubiquitin-dependent endocytosis. NCBI's taxonomy places the organism in Eukaryota, Fungi, Ascomycota, Sordariomycetes, Sordariales, Chaetomiaceae. The record is from RefSeq and is a predicted model, not a curated record. Bases 1 to 3105 code for a protein of 1034 amino acids.
AUGUCCUCUUGUUUGGGCGCCUUCUCUAACCAGGACGCCAUGCCUUCUACAGGUCCGGAGCACGACCGACUACACCCCCAACCAUAUUUUUUAUCCGGCCACGGCUCCGUCUAUUACUCCCCGAGACACGCGGCCAAUCUCAAUUCCUCAACAUUCCCAGCAUCGCUGAUCCAACCCCGCCAACGCCGCCCGCACUCGAUCCACAUUGUCUCGUACCCGCCCGGCUUUGUGCCUCCCGAUCUGCGCCCCGCCCAGCAGAGAACGCAUAGAUCGAGGUUUGCGGAUCGCGAGGCUCAGGAGAGGAACAGGUCCCGGAAGCAAGAGAAGGAACGGAAAAGGGCAGAAAGGGAGCGGAACAAAGAGAAGGAAAAGAGGCGAUCCCUACGUUCCAAUCAGCCUGGUAGGAACGGUGACAAACUUGGGAGAGUUCUCGACAAGAUCCUCGCUGCUUUCUCGAUUACCCCUAAACCACGCCCGCACGUUUUUACGGAUUCGGCUCCACAGACGCCGUCUCGGCCAUCGAGUUUCAUUAGCUUUGCUCGAAGGCUGUCUCGAAUCGAACCGACAGUAGUCGACGGACCCGCCGUCGUGAACCCCGUUUCCGAGCUGCCCAACAUGGCCGCUGAACCCGUCCCCCGCCCGACAGCCCCGAGCGCAGUGCCCGCAUCUAACAGGAAUAGCAUAAUAUCAAUCCGAUCAGGGAAGACAUCGGCGAGCUCAACCGUAUCCGAGAUCCAGAAGCCAGUAGCAUCCGGCAGUGGUGUGUCGUGCUCUAUCCUGCUAGCAGAGCCUAAUGUGUUCCUACACGGUUUCGACCAUGACAGCCGCGCUCGCCGCGAGGGCCUACCGUCAAGUGCCCUGCUCCGAGGGAAGCUGCAGCUGAAUGUGUCCAAAAAUGUCAAGAUCAAGUCUGUGACACUGAAGCUGGUCGGCAAAGCAAGGACGGAAUGGCCCGAAGGGAUACCGCCCCUGAAAACGGAAACGUGUGAGGAGCAGACCCUGCGUGCCCAGUCGCUCGUCUUCUUUCAUGCAAUGCACCAGGGCAUGUGGGAAACAGAGUAUGGCAGCCAGUGCACUUUCACCCUCAAGGGGGGUAGCACUCACUCCGGCCUCAUGAACUCUCCGUACCCGAGCCAGUCCAACACAUCAUUGCAUGUCCUCGGCAAGGGGCGUGCUAGCACUCUCACCGCCAAGGAGCUCAAGCGGCUAUCUUUACAGUCCGUCAAUUCCCGCAGUUUCGGCAAGGGCGACUCUCCACUCGCCCACCAGGUCCAGGCGAAGGGAUACAAGACUUUCCCUCCCGGUACCUACGAAUACGCAUUCGAGCUUCCCAUUGACCAUAAUCAGCUGGAAACGGCAAAACUCCAGUACGGAUCCGUCCGGUGGGAGCUCCAGACCACGGUCGAGCGGGCGGGCGCCUUCAAGCCCAACCUCCACGGGGCAAGGGAAAUCUCGCUCGUCCGUCUUCCAGACCAGAUGUCGCUGGAGACUACCGAGCCCAUCUCGAUCAGCCGGCACUGGGAGGAUCAACUACAUUACGACAUUGUAAUCUCGGGCAAGAGUUUCCCCAUUGGAGGGAAGAUCCCUAUCGCAUUCAAACUUACACCACUCGCCAAGGUGCAGAUUCACAAACUCAAGGUGUUUGUGACGGAGAGCAUCGAGUAUUGGACCAAUGAUCGGCACGUGACGCGCAAGGACCCCGGUCGUAAGCUGCUCCUGCUUGAGAAGACGGCGGGAAAGCCGCUGGACAAGCAGUUUGCGGCGAGCGAGAUCCGUGUGCUGUGCGGUGGCGAACUGGAGCCGGAUCAGCGGGAGGCGGCGCGGCGGACGGCAGCUAGGCGCAGGAUGAGAGAGGCUGUUAGGACACGCGGUGCCCCGGCGCCGUUACCGGAUCCCAGCGACAAUAUACUUGGGGAUUUGGAUCUUGGGCUGGAGAGUUUCUGGGGGAGCACCGAGAUUGAGAUGAACGUGCAGCUGCCUACGUGUGAAGCUAUGGCAAGAGAUAAGACACUCCGGCUGCAUCCGGACUGUAGUUGGAAGAAUGUCAAUGUCUUUCACUGGAUCAAGAUCGUCAUGCGCAUCUCCCGCGCAGACCCGGACGACCCAGCCGGAAAACGCCGCCGCCAUUUUGAGAUUAGCAUCGACAGUCCGUUUACCGUCCUAAACUGCCGCGCUACCCAGGCCAAUACUCUCCUCCCGCAGUACAACGGCCACGAUGGCCCCCUUGCUUCUGAGCAGCAACGGCCACAAAUGUCGUGUGGCUGUCCGGAUGCGCAACCGGUGGUGGAUCAGGGCCCGUCCGGAACCGGGAUUUACAUAGCCAUGGUUGAAGAGGACGUCAUCACGCCGGGCGGUACUCGGCUGCGGCUUAGUGAUCGCCCCGGCCCGUCUCGUGCGCCUAGUCAGGCUUCUCAACCGCCGGGGCAAAACGAUUCAUCCAGCCAGAGGCGGGGUCAAGCAUCAUCAUCAUCAUCGCUGAGUCCCUACGAACGAGACCGCCCGAUUCAUUUGCUUAGGUACCCUUCGCAUAACCCGCCCGCGUUUGAUGCGGAUGAACCACCGCCCCCGCUGGCCCCGCUGCAAACGGAGGUCAUGACACCCCCGCCGCAGUAUGAUGCUGUUAUUGGCACGCCGAGUGUGGAUGGGUUGGCGGAUUAUUUUGCGAGAUUGGCGGCGUAUGAGAAUAUGGCAACGGCACAGAGACGCUCGCCGAUGGCCAUGUCUGCCAUGGCCAUGUCUGGAGAGAACCCAGGUGAGGGUGAUAUGGCGCCAGGUUCUAGCGAGGCGAUUGGUGUUGGUGUUGGUGUUGGUGUUGGUGUUGAUGGGGUGGUGGGAGAUCCCUUUAGCAGCGCGGCAGCUGGAGGAGGAGGAGGAGGAGGAGGAGAGACAAUUCUACCUGAUGAUAAUAACUCCUCGGAUAGUGCUGAUGAGGACGAUUAUGAGCGCCCGCAUCGCAGGGGACGGGUCAACGUGCCCAAUCCGAGGACUCCUGGUGGCAGGCUGGUGCCGAGCAGGAGUUUGGAGAUUGAGAGGCCGGUUGUCAGGUUGGAUAUGAGUGAGGUCUUGAGACGGAGGUGGGGUGGCAAUGGCAAUGAGAGGGGAUAA